Messenger RNA from Agelaius phoeniceus (red-winged blackbird), 1245 nucleotides. RefSeq names its product HCLS1 binding protein 3 (gene HS1BP3). The record is from RefSeq and is a predicted model, not a curated record. NCBI's taxonomy places the organism in Eukaryota, Metazoa, Chordata, Aves, Passeriformes, Icteridae. Gene Ontology annotation, molecular function: phosphatidylinositol binding.
AUGGAGCAGCGCGGCGCGGCUCCCGCCGUGCUGGCCACCACCAGGCAAAUUCAGAAUACACACACGGGGCUGGAUUUGUCCGUACCGGAAUACCAGGAAAUCCGUGGGAAGAUGAUGUCUGGCCAUGUCGAGUAUCACAUUGUUGUUGUUACCCGACUGGCUGCCUUCAAAUCAUCAAAGCACAAGCCUGAAGAUGUGGUUCAAUUUAUGGUUUCCAAGAAGUACAGCGAGAUCGAGGAGCUCUACCAGAGACUGGCAGCACGGUAUCCACAGGUCUCUCUGCCACUCCUGCCUAGAAAAGUUCUCUUUGUGGGGGAAUCUGACAUCUCUGAGCGAAGAGCUAUGUUCAAUGACAUCAUGAAAUUCAUCUCCAAAGAUGAGGAUCUAGCAACGAGUCCUGAGUUACUGGAAUUUUUAGGAACAAAAUCUUCCAGUGCCAUUGACUUCAAGGGUAAAAACAUACCCGAUGACAGGGAGAAAGAAGAUGAAGAAAAUGAGGAAUUGGAUUUUUUCCAAGAGGAGAAGACACCUGACUUAAUCUCACAGCUUUUAUCAGUGGAAGAUGUCAAAAAAGGGGAGAAAAAAGAAGAGGGAGAUGAGGAAGAAGAAGAAAUUUUAGACCCUCUUGGUAUAAUCAGAACCAAAAAAGCAAAGAAGACAGCUGCUCCUCCAGCCAAGGAAGAGAAGCCCAAAUUAACCAUUUUUGAAGAGGAGGUGGAUCCAAAUGAAGGACUCUUUGGUCCAGAAAAAGAUUUCUCAUCAAUCGGUCCCAGAAGAAAGAUUAAAGAGAAUCUGAAGUUAUUUGAAGACCCAGACCUUGGUGGGGUGGUGAGACUGGGUGACUCACUCCUGCUGCCAGCUGCCUGUGAGCACAGCAAGUAUGUGCUGAGCAGCGAUCCUGAGGAGGACACUGAGGAGCUGCUGAGAGUUGAAGAUGAUUUUGAGAAACUCUUAGAGGUUACCUCCAAACCAAAACCUAAGGUCCCACCAAAGCCACCUCUGCCUCAGAAGCCAGCAGUUGCCCCCAGGAGCACUAAUUCACCUUCACUGGCAAAGCAAAAGGAAGACAGGAUUCAGAUGAUGAAUGAAGUGGACAUUCUCCAGUAUAUCCAGGAAAAUGAAUCUAUCAACAACCAGGACACCAGUCUUUUUUGAACAUAUGUAUUUUUAAAAUGUCCUGAUGGCUUCUUGGCCCCUCCUCCCAGUGAGCUGCAGUGACAGCAGCAAGAACUGACCAGGUGUUUC